Molecule: messenger RNA, 1602 nt
Organism: Meyerozyma guilliermondii ATCC 6260
Lineage: Eukaryota; Fungi; Ascomycota; Pichiomycetes; Serinales; Debaryomycetaceae
Product: sodium:solute symporter family protein
Exons: 1
Coding region: 1-1602 (533 amino acids)
Biological process (GO): urea transmembrane transport; spermidine transport; putrescine transport
Cellular component (GO): plasma membrane
Molecular function (GO): spermidine transmembrane transporter activity; urea transmembrane transporter activity; putrescine transmembrane transporter activity
Source: RefSeq, a predicted model, not a curated record
AUGGCUAUUUCAUCUUAUAUUGCUCUUCCUCAAGGAGCUGGUUAUGCCGUGGUCUUAGGACUUGGUUUCGUAUUUGCACUCGGUAUGAUGUUGACUACUUUUGUAUUGAAACGUUAUAACCGAGAAAUCAUGACUGCUGAAGAGUUCACUACUGCGGGAAGAUCGGUGAAAACGGGUCUUAUUGCAUCGGCCGUGCUUAGUUCGUGGACUUGGGCUGCAACUUUAUUGACUUCUACAACUCAAACUUAUAACAAUGGACUUUCCGGUGCAUUCUACUAUGCUGCUGGAGCCACUUGUCAGAUUGUUUUGUUUGCUUGUUUGGCUAUCAAGGGAAAGGAAAGAGCUCCUGGAGCGCAUACUUACUUGGAAAUCAUCAAGGCAAGGUAUGGAGUAGCUACUCACCUUGUGUUCUUAUUUUUCGGAUUUGCAACCAAUGUCUUGGUCACAGCCAUGUUGCUUAGUGGUGGCUCUGCCGUGGUCAAUGACUUGACAGGAAUGCAUAUUGUGGCUGCUUGUUUACUUCUUCCAUUAGGAGUGGUUAUUUACACCCUUUUCGGAGGUAUCAAGGCUACUUUUCUUACAGAUUAUGCCCAUACAGUGAUCAUGAUUAUUAUUAUCAUGAUUUUUGCCUUUACUGCGUUUGCAACUUCGGACAAAUUGGGAUCGCCUGGUGCCGUUUGGGAAGCUGUUACUCUUCUUGCUGAAACACAACCUCGUGAGGGUAAUGCUGGAGGAUCUUAUUUGACCAUGCAUUCCAGAUCAGGUGGAAUUUUCUUUGUUAUUAACAUUGUUGGAAACUUUGGAACUGUGUUCCUCGAUAACGGUUACUUCAACAAAGCAUUUGCUGCUAAUCCUGCCGCUGCUCUUCCAGGUUACGUCUUGGGUGGAUUGGCUUGGUUUGCUGUUCCAAUGUUAACCUCAACUACUAUGGGUCUUGUGGCCUUGUCUUUGCAAGAUACUCCCGCCUGGCCCACCUACCCUAACAAAAUGACUCCUGCAGAAGUCAGUGCUGGAUUGGUUCUUCCAAAUGCUGCUGUUGCAAUGUUGGGCAAAGGUGGUGCCGUUUGCUCUUUGUUAAUGGUCUUCAUGGCAUGUACUUCUGCCAUGUCUGCCGAGUUGAUUGCCAUCUCUUCGGUCUUCACCUAUGAUGUCUACCGGAGUUACAUCAAUCCUAAAGCCAGCGGUAAGAAGUUGAUCUUCAUGUCGCACUGUGCUGUGGUUGUGUUUGCCUAUGUUAUGGCUGCUUUCGCCAUUGGAUUAUACUACGCUGGAAUCGGAAUGGGUUACUUGUACGAGCUCAUGGGCAUUAUAAUUGGUGGAGCUGUUCUCCCGCUGGCUUUAACAUUGUUGUCGAAAAAUCAGAACAAAGUCGCUGCUACUUUAUCGCCAGUUUUGGCCACAAUUUUGGCCAUUAUGUCGUGGUUAGUUUGUGCCAAGAAGAAGUUUGGUGCUGUCAACGUCGAUACUACUUUUGAGGAUGAUGCCAUGCUUACAGGUAACGUGGUGGGCAUUAUUAUCUCCCAGUGGGUAUUUGUUCCCGUAGCUUACAAUUGUCUUCAAGCCCCAAAAUUUCGACUGGCUGAUUUUGAAAUCCAUCACUAG